UAACACCUAGGUUUUUGUUUCCAAACAAAGGCUCUUCUUUUUUUUCUUUAGUUAACUACUAUGGCCCAUUUCCUCGAGACACAGCAGCCCCUCGUAUUCUCCGGAAAGAAACGUAACGAUCGCGAUGACGACGACAGAGACGCCUUGGCUGCAAAGAAAUCGGCACUGGCGGUGCGUGAUGUCGACCCUGCAGCGGCCCUAGCGAGCAUCCGACAUGAGUUUGGGGAGCACGGGGGAGUGAACAUGUCCAUCGAAGCCUCCGCCACCUUCACCGUCAUGGAACCUGAUACCAUGAGGCGGAUGUUCUCCGGAGAAUUGGGACCGGACAACGACUUCUUCGUAUACAGCCGGCACUUCAACCCCACCGUGCUCAACCUCAGCCGCCAGAUGGCUGCUCUCGAAGGCACCCAAGCUGCCUACUGUACCUCAAGCGGUAUGUCGGCGAUAUCGUCAGUGAUGCUGCAACUGUGCAGCAGCGGAGGACACGUGGUGGCGGCAAGCACGCUCUACGGAGGAACACACGCUUUGCUCUCUCAUUUCUUGCCACGGACCUGUAACAUAACCACCUCCUUCGUUGACAUAACGGACCAUGGCGCGGUGGCAAACGCGAUUGUCGAGGGUAGGACAGAGGUUCUCUACUUUGAGUCGGUGGCAAACCCGACGCUGACUGUGGCUGACAUACCUGAGCUGAGCCGUAUGGCACACGAGAAGGGCGUGACAGUGGUGGUGGACAACACCUUCGCACCCAUGGUGCUGUCUCCGGCCAAGCUUGGAGCAGAUGUGGUGGUUCACAGUAUCUCCAAGUUCAUCAGUGGUGGGGCUGACAUCAUCGCAGGGGCCGUGUGUGGGAGUGAGAAGCUGGUGAAAGGGAUGAUGGAUCUGCGUGGCGGAUCUCUGAUGCUGCUAGGUCCCACAAUGAACGCCAAGGUGGCUUUCGAGCUCUCCGAGCGAAUACCUCACUUGGGCCUACGCAUGAGGGAGCACAGCCGCAGAGCCCAAGUAUAUGCUGAGAGAAUGAGGGAGUUGGGGAUGAAAGUCAUAUAUCCAGGGCUCGAGACCCACCCGCAGCACAGGCUAUUCAAAGGGAUGCUGAACAGAGACUACGGAUACGGAGGAUUGCUGUCCAUAGACAUGGAGACAGAGGAGAAAGCCAACAAGCUCAUGACAUAUCUCCAGAACGCCACUCAGUUCGGCUUCAUGGCCGUCAGUUUGGGCUACUACGAGACACUCAUGUCCUGCUCCGGCAGCAGCACCAGCAGCGAGCUUGACCCCUCGCAGAAGGAAGCUGCAGGCAUCUCUCCUGGCCUUGUACGAAUGUCUGUGGGGUAUGUGGGUACAUUGGAGCAGAAGUGGACACAAUUCGAGAAAGCAUUCCUCAGAAUGUAAUGUCUUCUUAUAUGAUGGUUUUCUUUCCCCCAAAAUUCAUCAUCUGCGAUAUAUGUAUGAUGUGGCCAAUGUUCAGUCUCUUAUUUGUUAUAAUUAACACAGUGUUCUAGU
Messenger RNA from Arabidopsis arenosa, 1497 nucleotides. Lineage: Eukaryota; Viridiplantae; Streptophyta; Magnoliopsida; Brassicales; Brassicaceae. The record is from the annotation of a GenBank genome assembly.